UUAUCUUAUAUCGGGUUGGCUCUCCCAUGAAUCGUAAUCCUUCUGAAUUGUGUGUUAUUCUACAGCGAAACUACGGCAGAGAUUGGUGUGUUUGUGGCAUGCUAGACUGUGCUCUUUGUUUCGAUUCGAAGGUUGCCAUAAUUUGAGGCUAGGGUUAUUGGCGAUUUUCGUUUAUUGCUGUCCUUAAUAAAUCUCCCACGCUACUCUGCUGCUCUAAUACACAAAGUACCUUCUGGCUAGGCGCAAAUCGCUUCACAUUGCAGACUGUUUUUAGUCUCUUGCCUAUAGAGAACAUCCUCUCAGCACAAGCGUCAAGUGUAUAUAGCGUUGGUGUAAGGGGUGAACUGAAGCAUAAUAACUAGUUAAAUGAAGCAGUACGAACGACAACUGUAGUGUUCUUUAUUUGACGUAAAUGGGUCAGUCUUUAUGUGCUCCUGUUCUAUCCAAAGAAACGAAAAGCUGGCAGAAUGAAAAUUAUAGUGUUGCAGUAUCCAGCAUGCAAGGAUGGCGUGUACAUAUGGAGGACGCUCAUAUGUGUUUACUAGAGCUUCCUGGUGAUCCAAAGGCUGCCUAUUUCUCAGUUUUUGAUGGACAUGGAGGUACAAGAGUGGCAAAUCAUGCAAGUCGCCAUCUUCAUGAGAAAAUUAUUGAACAAAUUGAAUAUGGUCGAAAUGACAUAAAAGAGGCUAUUCGUCAUGCCUUUCUUUCUAUGGAUGCAGAGAUGCAAUCUGAAAUGACUACAUAUCCUGUCAAAUUAUCGACACCGAAAUUAGACAGCUCAGUUAAUUUAACAGCUCCUGGUUCAGUUGUGGCAGUGAAAGAUAGUACUGUUGAAGCCCAUAAUGACAGUACAACAAGCUUCUCUUUGAAAAUUCCAAAUCCAGGUGAUGAAUUGGCUGGAUCUACUGGGAUAAUAGUCCUAUUGAAAGAUCAAAUGCUUUACUGCGGAAAUGCUGGAGACAGCCGUGCAGUAUGUAGUAGACGUGGAGUCGCAGAACCUUUGUCUACAGAUCACAAACCAACUCUACGUGCUGAAAAAGAACGUAUUUCUGCUGCUGGUGGUUGGGUCGAUGCAAAACGUGUGAAUGGGAACCUUGCACUAUCACGAGCUUUCGGGGAUUUUGUCUUCAAGCGUAACCCACACCAGUCUGCCGAAAACCAAAUCGUAACUGCAAAUCCGGAUGUUUUUGUCCGACGACUUUCAGUCGAAGAUGAUGAAUUUAUUGUACUGUGUUGCGAUGGUAUAUGGGAUGUAAUGACAAAUCAGGAAGUUGUAAGCUUUGUUCGUCUGCGACUCAGCUAUGGUAUGCUUCCAUCUAAAGUAUGUGAAGAACUUAUGAUGCGAUGUCUAGCACCUGACUGUCAUACAAAUGGUUUGGGCUGUGAUAACAUGACUGUCGUUUUGGUCUGUCUCUUACAAGGACGUCCGUUCUCGGAUUUGCAACGCAAGUGUUCUCGAUCAUGUCCAGCCGGUCCAGCAGCCGAUAUUUUAGGUGCAUGAAGCUAUGAGAAUUUAUCGCCGUAAAAGCUUUUUUGUAGUCCCAGCUUAUUUUGAUCUAAUAUUUACAAUAAUUUUUUAUUAUCUCCUGUGUAGUCUUGUAUUUUGUUUCUAAGAAAUGUAACUUCACUGCAUACGAUUUUAAAAACUCAGGGAGUUUCUGGAUCAUACUAAAAGGUGUAAGGUUUUACCAUGCUUGUUGGGCGUUAUGAAUUAAUCUUGUUGGUAGAUGUGUUAACUUAUCAAAUUGUAUGGAAGUUUGCUUAUCAAGGUGAGCAAACUAUCCUAUUGAAUAACAUUGCAAUUAACUA
Messenger RNA from Schistosoma spindalis, 1809 nucleotides. NCBI's taxonomy places the organism in Eukaryota, Metazoa, Platyhelminthes, Trematoda, Strigeidida, Schistosomatidae. The record is from the annotation of a GenBank genome assembly.